This is a messenger RNA of Phalaenopsis equestris, 1423 nucleotides long. RefSeq names its product probable N-acetyl-gamma-glutamyl-phosphate reductase, chloroplastic. Gene Ontology annotation, biological process: L-arginine biosynthetic process. The annotation marks the transcript as partial. NCBI's taxonomy places the organism in Eukaryota, Viridiplantae, Streptophyta, Magnoliopsida, Asparagales, Orchidaceae. The transcript has 15 exons. The record is from RefSeq and is a predicted model, not a curated record. Gene Ontology annotation, molecular function: NAD binding; protein dimerization activity; N-acetyl-gamma-glutamyl-phosphate reductase (NADP+) activity.
UUGGGACCGCGCAGCCAAACAUACACUCCGCUUUGUUUGGUCGAAGCUUCGUCUUUACUUUCUGAGACUGCGACUAGGAUGAGCUCGGCAGCGCUGGGAUCGGUUUUCCGAGAUGUUGGAUUUCUUCCCAAGAAUGCUUCGAGAAAUUCAGAAGGAAGGAGAUUUUGGAUCAGAGGAUCUGUGGUUUCUUCGCCGCAAAGUCUGCAGGCCGCAAACAUGAGACCGAAAUGCUCAACAAAAGCUGUUCGUGUUGGGGUAUUAGGGGCCAGUGGUUAUACUGGAGCUGAGAUUGUCCGCCUCUUAGCAAAUCAUCCUCAAUUUUGUAUUACCCUAAUGACUGCUGAUAGAAAAGCUGGCCAGUCAUUUGGAUCAGUAUUUCCUCACUUGAUCACUCAAGAUUUACCUGAUAUGGUUGCCGUAAAAGAUGCAGAUUUUUCUAAUGUCGAUGCAGUAUUUUGUUGCUUGCCGCAUGGAACAACGCAGGAGAUUAUAAAAGGCUUACCUAAAACACUAAAGAUUGUUGAUCUGUCUGCGGAUUUUCGGUUACGAAACAUUGGUGAAUACGAAGAAUGGUAUGGACAGCCUCAUAAAGCUCCAGAGUUGCAGAAAGAAGUUAUAUAUGGUUUAACUGAGAUUUGGAGAGAGAAAAUUCAGAGUGCUCGACUGGUUGCCAAUCCUGGCUGCUAUCCAACAUCCAUACAACUUCCUCUAGUUCCAUUGAUGAAGGCUCACUUAAUUGAUUUAAAAAACAUCAUCAUCGAUGCAAAAUCUGGUGUCAGUGGGGCGGGAAGGGGAGCUAAGGAGGCCAACCUUUACACAGAAAUUUCCGAAGGCAUUCAUUCAUAUGGAAUUUCCAAGCAUAGACAUGUUCCGGAAAUUGAACAAGGGCUUUCAGAUGCAUCACGUUCUAGUGUAACAGUCAGCUUCACACCUCAUUUGAUUCCAAUGAGCCGGGGCAUGCAGUCUACCAUUUACGUGGAAAUGUCAUCUGGGGUAACUCAUGACGACCUAUAUCAACACCUUAUGUCAACUUAUAAGGGUGAAGAAUUUGUCAAACUACUAGAUAAGGGAGCAGUGCCUCAUACUCGGAAUGUUCGCGGUUCAAAUUACUGCUUUUUGAAUGUUUUCCCAGAUCGAAUUCCCGGAAGAGCAAUCAUAAUAUCUGUGAUUGAUAAUUUAGUUAAAGGAGCUUCAGGUCAAGCCUUGCAAAAUCUAAAUCUUAUGAUGGGGUAUCCAGAGAAUCUUGGCUUGCAGCAGCAACCUCUCUGCUUAAAGAAGCCAACUUGGAGAAUAACUUUGAGUCUCCUGCUUGGGAACUGCAUCGUUAAAACUGUAUCAGGCUUUCCAGAGAAAGUGACAAUCUACCUCAAUGUAUUUAAUGCGAGUAUGGAAAACUUAGUUGUUGGCGAGAACAAUGGCGGAG